AUGGAGAACUACCAGAAGAUAGAGAAGAUAGGAGAGGGAACAUACGGUGUUGUUUACAAAGCUCGAGAUCUAUCUAAUCAUGGCCGGAUUGUUGCCCUAAAGAAGAUUCGACUCGAGGCUGAAGAUGAAGGCGUUCCGAGCACAGCAAUUAGAGAAAUAUCCUUGCUUAAGGAGAUGCACGACCCAAAUAUUGUCCGGCUAUUUAAUAUUGUUCAUGCAGACGGACAUAAGCUCUAUCUCGUCUUCGAGUUCCUCGACCUGGAUCUAAAGAAAUAUAUGGAAGCUCUGCCGGUGAGCGAGGGUGGCCGCGGAAAAGCCUUGCCAGAUGGAUCCCAUGAGAUGAGCAGGCUGGGUCUGGGCGAAGCCAUGGUGAAGAAGUUCAUGGCCCAGCUUGUGGAAGGGGUCCGAUACUGCCACACCCAUCGCGUGCUCCAUCGAGAUCUCAAGCCUCAGAACUUGCUUAUUGACCGGGAGGGUAACCUUAAAAUUGCAGACUUUGGCCUUGCUAGGGCUUUUGGUGUUCCUUUAAGAACAUAUACACAUGAGGUUGUCACCCUGUGGUACCGUGCCCCUGAAAUUCUCCUGGGUGGCCGUCAGUAUUCUACAGGUGUCGAUAUGUGGUCUAUCGGUGCAAUUUUCGCUGAGAUGUGUACUCGACGACCCCUUUUUCCAGGUGAUUCGGAAAUUGAUGAGAUAUUCAAGAUAUUUAAGUUACGUGGCACACCUGACGAACGGAUCUGGCCAGGCGUAACAUCGUUCCCUGACUUUAAGACAUCAUUCCCAAAGUGGAAACGAGAAGAUAUUCGCAAGUUAGUGCCUGGUUUGGAAGAGAACGGCCUCGCGCUGCUAGAUGCUAUGCUUGAGUACGAUCCCGCACGCCGCAUAUCAGCCAAGCAAGCAUGUAUCCACCCAUACUUCCAGGCAUGCAGCUCUGCAUACUCAAGCCGCGGCCGAACUCCUGUCUACCAAUGA
This is a messenger RNA of Trichophyton verrucosum HKI 0517, 972 nucleotides long. RefSeq lists its product as uncharacterized. Gene Ontology annotation, cellular component: cytoplasm; nucleus; cyclin-dependent protein kinase holoenzyme complex. Gene Ontology annotation, biological process: protein phosphorylation; regulation of gene expression; regulation of G2/M transition of mitotic cell cycle. The transcript has 4 exons. Lineage: Eukaryota; Fungi; Ascomycota; Eurotiomycetes; Onygenales; Arthrodermataceae. The record is from RefSeq and is a predicted model, not a curated record. Bases 1 to 972 code for a protein of 323 amino acids. Gene Ontology annotation, molecular function: ATP binding; cyclin binding; cyclin-dependent protein serine/threonine kinase activity.